CUCCAGAACUCCUGUCCGCUUACCCGCCUCUGCUGCUUCUUUGUCCACUGAACAGCCAUGAGAAGGCAGCUCCGGUCCAGAAGGGCUCUGGCCUCUCCUUAUGGUUAUCGCUACAGACUUGAUGAUCAAGAUGAAGUGAACCAGAACUACUUAGCAGAUGAAGAGGAAGAAGCAGAAGAAGAGGCUCAGGUGAUGGCGGUACCUGAUUUGGAGGAGGAAGAAGAAGAGCGGAAAGAAGAGGAGGAAAAGGAGGAGGAAGAGGGUCAGGGUCAGCCAACAGGCAACACCUGGUGGCAGAAAUUGCAGAUCAUGAAUGAAUACCUGUGGGAUCCGGAGAAAAGGAUGUCUCUGGCCCGAACAGGUCAGAGUUGGAGCCUGAUCUUAGUCAUUUACUUCUUCUUCUAUGCCUCCUUGGCUGCUGCGAUCACCCUCUGCAUGUACAUGCUAUUUCUGACCAUCGGUCCUUACAUGCCAACCUUCACUGAGAGGGUGAAGCCUCCUGGAGUUAUGAUCAGACCCUUCGCCCAUAGCCUUAACUUCAACUUCAACAUUUCUGAACCUGACACUUGGCAGCAUUAUGUGAUUAGCCUAAAUGGCUUUCUCCAGGGUUAUAAUGACAGUCUUCAAGAGGAAAUGAAUGUAGAUUGUCCCCCGGGGCAGUACUUCAUUCAAGAUGGCAAUGAAGAUGAGGACAAGAAGGCCUGCCAAUUUAAGCGCUCCUUCCUGAAGAACUGCUCUGGCCUGGAGGAUUCUACUUUUGGCUACUCUACUGGACAGCCCUGCAUCCUUCUAAAGAUGAACAGGAUUGUAGGCUUUCGUCCUGAGCUUGGAGAUCCUGUGAAGGUUUCCUGCAAAGUUCAGAGAGGAGAUGAAAAUGACAUCCGAUCCAUCAAUUACUACCCAGAGUCGGCUUCUUUUGACCUCCGCUACUACCCUUACUACGGCAAACUGACUCACGUUAACUACACCUCCCCGCUGGUGGCAAUGCACUUUACAGACGUGGUGAAGAACCAAGCCGUGCCUGUGCAGUGCCAACUGAAGGGCAAAGGCAUCAUAAAUGAUGUCAUCAAUGAUCGUUUUAUGGGUAGAGUAAUCUUUACUCUGAACAUAGAAACCUAAGAACUUCAGGGGGCCAUUAAUGUUUCUGUUUUAUUUCAUGUUACAACUGGUAGCACCUGAAUUCUUUUUCUUUAUCUGAAUUCAGCCAGAUAGACACCUAAGAGCAGAUCAUCUUUCCUUGCCUUUGACAUAUGUAUAAAUGACAUUGUGGGAGCUUUUUGAUUUUUUAAAGGUGGUCUCUCCUGAAGACAAAUAGAUUAUAUUAAUUUCCUUUCUCCCCACUUAAAUCUAAAACCCAUUCUUGCUGCUAGAUGUCUCACUGUAGUGUAAAUAUAGUAUCUGAUAAAAUUCACAAUAGCCAUGAAGGAGAAUUUCUAUGAUGAUUAUAAAUUCAUUGUGUUUUCUAAAUUUUUGUUGUUUUUAGAGGUGAGAUUCCUUCCAACCAGGCUGAUAACUAACCCCUUUUU
Pteropus alecto (black flying fox) is the source of this 1526-nucleotide messenger RNA. It is a transcript of the gene ATP1B4, whose product is annotated as ATPase Na+/K+ transporting family member beta 4. Gene Ontology annotation, biological process: sodium ion transport; potassium ion transport; regulation of DNA-templated transcription. Gene Ontology annotation, cellular component: sodium:potassium-exchanging ATPase complex; nuclear inner membrane. The transcript is spliced from 8 exons. The record is from RefSeq and is a predicted model, not a curated record. Bases 58 to 1119 code for a protein of 353 amino acids. NCBI's taxonomy places the organism in Eukaryota, Metazoa, Chordata, Mammalia, Chiroptera, Pteropodidae.